This is a messenger RNA of Castor canadensis (American beaver), 2843 nucleotides long. The record is from RefSeq and is a predicted model, not a curated record. NCBI's taxonomy places the organism in Eukaryota, Metazoa, Chordata, Mammalia, Rodentia, Castoridae.
GAUUGCGGUACUGGUUCCGGAGGUACCGUGAGCGCCCCAUACAUCCGGUCACUGGGUUUCUGCUCUCUGGACUAGGUUCCGCGGCUGCUGCUUGGAAGCGCGACUAGGUCGCCGCUGUUGGGGCAAUUGUUUCAUUUGCUCCGACUGCGGGAGAGUGCUGCGAUGGCGGCCCCUGCGCAACCUAAGAAGAUCGUGGCCCCCACGGUGUCCCAGAUCAACGCGGAGUUCGUGACGCAGUUAGCCUGUAAAUACUGGGCUCCUCACAUUAAGAAAAAAUCACCUUUUGAUAUAAAGGUUAUUGAAGAUAUAUAUGAGAAGGAGAUUGUCAAGUCAAGGUUUGCCAUCAGAAAGAUAAUGCUGUUGGAAUUUAGCCAGUAUCUCGAGAACUAUCUAUGGAUGAAUUAUUCCCCAGAGGUGUCCAGCAAGGCCUACUUGAUGUCCAUCUGCUGUAUGGUGAAUGAGAAGUUCAGAGAGAAUGUGCCUGCAUGGGAGACUUUCAAGAAGAAGCCAGAGCACUUCCCCUUCUUCUUUAAGUGCAUUCUGAGAGCAGCACUAGCAGAGACCGACGGUGACUUCUCUCUCCAUGAGCAGACAGUGCUGCUGCUCUUUCUGGAUCACUGCUUCAACAGCUUGGAAGUAGACUUGAUCCGAAGUCAGGUCCAGCAGCUUAUCUCGCUCCCCAUGUGGAUGGGCUUGCAGCCUGCACGGCUGGAAUUAGAAUUAAAAAAGACACCAAAGCUGAGGAAGUUCUGGAACCUGAUUAGGAAGAAUGAUGAGAAGAUGGACCCAGACGCCAGAGAGCAGGCCUACCAAGAAAGGAGGUUUCUUUCACAGCUCAUCCAGAAGUUCAUCUCUGUGCUGAAAUCAGUGCCACUAUCUGAUCCGGUCACUAUGGACAAGGUUCAUUACUGUGAAAGAUUCAUUGAACUUAUGAUUGAUCUAGAGGCCCUGCUCCCCACGAGGCGCUGGUUUAACACCAUCCUGGAUGACUCUCACCUUCUGGUUCACUGUUACCUUUCCAGUCUUGUCCACAGGGAAGAAGAUGGCCAUCUUUUUUCCCAGCUUUUAGACAUGCUUAAGUUCUACACUGGCUUUGAAAUUAAUGACCAGACUGGAAAUGCACUGACAGAGAACGAGAUGACCACUAUUCACUAUGACAGGAUCACUUCUCUGCAGAGAGCUGCUUUUGCACAUUUCCCUGAGCUCUAUGAUUUUGCCCUCUCAAAUGUGGCAGAGGUGGAUACUCGGGAGUCCUUGGUCAAGUGUUUUGGACCUCUUAGUUCAAACACCCUCCACCAGGUGGCGUCAUACCUCUGCUUAUUGCCAACCCUUCCUAAAAAUGAGGACACAACUUUUGAUAAAGAAUUUCUUCUAGAGUUACUGGUUUCUCGCCAUGAACGUCGAAUUUCUCAGAUUCAGCAGUUGAAUCAGAUGCCUUUGUAUCCAACUGAGAAAAUUAUAUGGGAUGAAAAUAUUGUCCCAACUGAGUACUAUUCUGGGGAAGGUUGUCUUGCGCUUCCCAAGUUGAAUCUGCAGUUUUUGACUCUACAUGACUACCUCCUAAGGAAUUUCAAUCUCUUCCGCUUAGAAUCAACAUAUGAAAUCAGGCAAGACAUCGAGGACAGUGUCAGCAGAAUGAAGCCAUGGCAGUCUGAGUACGGUGGUGUAGUGUUUGGUGGCUGGGCACGGAUGGCCCAGCCCAUUGUGGCCUUUACUGUAGUUGAGGUUGCCAAGCCCAACAUAGGUGAGAACUGGCCAACCCGAGUUCGUGCAGACGUCACCAUCAACCUGAAUGUCAGAGAUCACAUCAAAGAUGAGUGGGAAGGUCUUCGUAAGCAUGAUGUCUGCUUCUUAAUUACCGUGCGUCCCACAAAACCUUAUGGCACUAAGUGUGACCGGAGGAGGCCUUUCACUGAGCAGGUCGGCCUGGUUUACGUUCGAGGCUGCGAGGUCCAGGGCAUGCUGGAUGAUAGGGGUCGCGUCAUCGAGGACGGACCUGAGCCCAGACCCAAUCUUAGAGGGGAGUCAAGGACAUUUAGAGUGUUUUUGGAUCCAAACCAGUAUCAACAGGACAUGACCAAUACAAUACAAAAUGGAGUAGAAGAUGUGUAUGAUACCUUCAACGUGAUAAUGAGGAGAAAACCAAAGGAAAACAACUUUAAGGCUGUGCUGGAGACUAUUCGGAACCUGAUGAAUACUGAUUGUGUGGUGCCUGACUGGCUGCAUGAUAUCAUCUUAGGUUAUGGGGACCCAAGUAGUGCCCAUUAUUCAAAAAUGCCUAAUCAGAUUGCCACCCUUGAUUUCAACGAUACCUUUCUCUCCAUUGAGCACUUGAAAGCCAGCUUCCCUGGUCACAAUGUCAAAGUCACUGCUGACGACCCAGCUCUGCAGAUACCCCCGUUCAGGAUAACUUUCCCAGUAAGAAGUGGAAAGGGGAAGAAAAGGAAAGAUGCAGACACUGAAGAUGAAGACACUGAAGAGGCAAAAACCUUGAUUGUUGAACCUCACGUCAUUCCCAAUAGGGGUCCUUACCCCUACAACCAGCCCAAACGCAAUACCAUUCAGUUCACUCAUACACAGAUAGAGGCCAUCCGCGCUGGAAUGCAGCCCGGGCUGACUAUGGUUGUGGGCCCACCUGGUACAGGAAAGACAGAUGUGGCAGUCCAGAUCAUAUCCAACAUCUACCACAAUUUCCCAGAGCAGAGGACACUAAUUGUCACUCACUCCAACCAGGCCCUGAACCAGUUGUUUGAGAAGAUCAUGGCUUUAGACAUCGAUGAGCGCCAUCUGCUGCGUCUUGGUCACGGAGAGGAAGAGCUAGAGACAGAGAAAGACUUCAGCAG